Molecule: messenger RNA, 2514 nt
Organism: Drosophila ficusphila
Lineage: Eukaryota; Metazoa; Arthropoda; Insecta; Diptera; Drosophilidae
Gene: Plzf
Product: zinc finger protein OZF
Exons: 2
Coding region: 440-1855 (471 amino acids)
Biological process (GO): regulation of transcription by RNA polymerase II
Cellular component (GO): nucleus
Molecular function (GO): RNA polymerase II transcription regulatory region sequence-specific DNA binding; protein binding; DNA-binding transcription factor activity, RNA polymerase II-specific
Source: RefSeq, a predicted model, not a curated record
UAAUUUUUAAAAGGUUUGUUUUGUAAUGACUUUAUCACUUAUUGUAGAAGUGCGUUCUACUUGGUUUUUAAUUAUUUAUAAUAAGUUGUACUAUUAAUAAUAAGAUUAACUUUCCUAUUACUUCAAGAUUUACUUAAUUCGCCGUGGAACAGUAUCGUCCCAGUAAUCCUGGAAUCCCCAAUUAUUUUGUUAUUUAAGCAAUUCAUUUUUAAUAGAUUUGCUAAAAAAAAAAAAUAGGAUCAAAAUGAUAAGAUGAUUUUAAAUGUAACAAAACAAAAUUAUUCAAUUUAAAACUAACGUCCGAGUAUACUGGACAGUAUUUUUUGUCGGUAUUUUCAACUAACGCUUUUUGGGCACACUAUUUAACAGCUGUUUUGGCGUCCAUUCAUUUACAUUACUUGUUUUGAUUUGAAAUCAAACAAAACACCAAACUGGGAAAAUGUUGCAUCCUCAGGCCGUGCAAUCCAUACCUACGCUGCACCAACCACUGCACUCCAAGGUGUCAAAUUACUUGAACAACCAGCGGAGAACCGGACAGUUCUGCGACCUGCUCCUCGAACUGGAUUCAGAUGAUUCCCUCAGCUUGAGCGUCCAUUUCUGCGUGCUGGCUGCCCAGAGCCAGUUGAUCAACACCAACCAAAAGCAGCAGCAGUUCUCCAUUCACAAUCCGCUGAAGAUCACUAUCCGAAAUUUUAGUUGCACACAGUGCCUGCACACAAUUGUAGAUUUCUUCUACGAGGACAUUGUAUCCGUGUCCAAGGACCACGAGCCGCACUUCCGGGAGUUGGCGCAAAUCCUGGCUGUCACAGAAUUGCUCAAUCUCUACCAGUUGCAGCCUUCGGGCGAGGUCAAGGAAACAUUAGAGGACGCAGCUCCUGGAGAGGUGAAAGUAAAUCCAGAGCCUGCAAAGAAAGCGGAGGAUAUGUUUGAGAAUAGACAGAGUUACUUUAAGCUUAAGAACCCACGAGCUGUAAAGUCCAGCAGCAAGGUUAACUACUGCAUCGGCUGCGACUACAAGUGCUACCAGGUGCAAAAGAUGAUUGAGCACAUGGGGAGCUGUGAGCCCUCGCAUUUGACCUGCUCCUUGUGCGAAGUGGGCUUCUUGGACUGGCGGGAGUAUGACACGCACUUAAGGAGACACUCCGGUGAUCUGCGUAAGCCCUUCUUUUGCCUUCAAUGUGGAACUCGGUUCACCACCCGAGCUGCCCUGCUCGUCCACCAACCGAAACACUCCACGGAAACGCCGCACAUUUGUCCUCAUUGCGGCAAGGGGUUUAAGUGGAAACAGGGCCUCAGUAACCACAUUCUGGUUCACAAUCCCGAGAAGCAGAUGCUCUGCGACGUCUGCGGCUACAGCACCACCCACAUGAAGGCACUCAAGUCCCACAAACUGCUCCACACUGGGGAAUUCUUCGCCUGCACUGUUUCGGGCUGCAAACACCGGGCCAAUCGCAAGGAGAACCUUAAGCUGCACAUCGAAACCCACAAACAGGGCAGGGAUUUCAUCUGCGAGAUUUGCGGGUGCAAGUUCAGCCAGAGCAAGAACCUCAAGCGUCACGCUUUAAAGCAUACUGAGAAUGGUCCGAGUCGGUACAAGUGCCAGCUGUGUGGGUUUAGAAGUCAUCGGUCCGACAAAAUGAAAGAACACGUUCAGCGGGUUCACACGGAGAAAGCGGUGCAAUUGGAGCUCUCGGAGACGGUGGACAGUGCCUUUCCCGAUGACUUUGACCUCCCCGUGAUUGAGACUUUUUCGACGUCUAAGAAAAAAACAAAGGCAGUCAAAAACAAAGCCAAAAGGGAUACAAAUACCGAUAAGCGACUGAAAACUCUACUACCAAAGGAAACAAUUAAAUAGAAAUUCAGCAGAAACGAACAGUUGAUACUACCAAAAGAAGUUAAUGACAAGCGAAGAAACUUUUCAUACAAAUCAGUAUAUGGUAAACUAUGAUGGUAACUUCUGUAACCUUUUGUUAGAAGAGAAUCCUGCUGAAAAUAUCAAGUAUGGGACGCGUAACAUUCAUAAAAAAUAUGUAUAUUUUAUGUCACGUGCAAAGUGAUCACCUGUUGGUCUUUGACUAAAAGGGUAUACAUAUUUUUAGAAAAAAAUGUAACAGGUCGAAGGAAACACUUACGACCUCAUCUGCGGCGCUCACUUUUUCGCCGGCCAGCCUCGGAGGUCUUUUACACCAACCAGCCUACAUAUAUGGAGUGUCACCUUUACUGGUGGUAUAGACGUCGAGAUUUAAAUUUGUCACGCAUAUUGUUUAAUUGAGUAACGGGUAUCUUAUAGGGCACUCGGCUGUACCGUUCUCCCUUGUUUAAGUUCAAAAAGAAUCCAUCACGAACAAUCACAAAAAAUGUGCUACCAAUAAGUUGUAAACAAUGUUGUGCUACACUUAUUGUGGAAGGUUCUUGAACGAGUAAUGUUUGUGCCGAUCUAUCUUAUCAAAGAAGGUGAUAACGAACUAUUGCGUCGUUUCCAGAGCAAUAUUUUGAACGAAUACCUGCUAAAUG